Molecule: messenger RNA, 903 nt
Organism: Prorocentrum cordatum
Lineage: Eukaryota; Dinophyceae; Prorocentrales; Prorocentraceae
Source: the annotation of a GenBank genome assembly
GCCCUGCAAGCGGUCGGCUCCGGGAGCUUCGGGGCGGUCUUCCUGGCGAGGGACCGCGAGACCAACGACAGGGUGGCGCUCAAGCGCCUCCUGCUCCACGAUGGCGAGGGCGGUGUGCCCGCGGGCGUCAUGCGCGAGGUGUCGCUGCUGCGCUCUAUUGUCCACCCGAACAUCGUGCGGCUCAAGGACCUUCAGAUCGUCGGCCCGAACGGGUUCGAGCUGAUCUUCGAGUACAUCCAGGACGACCUGCACAAGAUUUGGAAGGGCUACCGGAGGGAGGGCAUCAAGCUGCCCAUGGAGAAAGUCGUGCAGUAUUCACAAGAUCUCCUCAACGGAAUCCACGCGUGCCACAUGCGCUUGGUGAUCCAUCGUGACCUGAAACCGCAGAACCUCCUCAUCCAUCCCAAGGACGGCCUCAAGAUCUGCGACUUUGGCCUGGCCCGCAUCUCCUCGCCCACGGUCAACACCCGAGAGGUCGUCACCCUGUGGUAUCGCGGCCCAGAGUUGCUGCUGGGGCAUCCCACUUACGACCUGCCGGUGGACAUCUGGUCUGCGGGGUGCAUCCUCACCGAGAUGGCCACUGGCUGCCCGACAUUCCCCGGGGACUCCGAGGUUGGCACGCUCUUCAAGAUCAUGCAGCUGCUGGGCUCCCCCACGGAGGCUACCUGGCCAGGCUUCGAGCACAGCCUCUCGAACUGGAGCCCCCGGUACCCGAGCUGGCCGCCCACGCGCCUCGAGGCGAUCCGCAGCCAGCGCCCGGAGCUCGGCGAUGCCGGCAUGGACCUGGCCCGCUCCCUGCUGGCCAUGGACCCCGCAGCCCGGCCCACCUCCCGGAGGGCCAGGGCCUGCGCCUUCCUCGCGCGGCCCAGCCCCGGCCCGCCGGGGGACGGCCCGCCCUGCUGA